This is a messenger RNA of Lates calcarifer (barramundi perch), 936 nucleotides long. Its product is annotated as olfactory receptor 2AT4-like. NCBI's taxonomy places the organism in Eukaryota, Metazoa, Chordata, Actinopteri, Centropomidae. Bases 10 to 936 code for a protein of 308 amino acids. Gene Ontology annotation, molecular function: G protein-coupled receptor activity; olfactory receptor activity. The record is from RefSeq and is a predicted model, not a curated record. Gene Ontology annotation, cellular component: membrane. The transcript has a single exon. Gene Ontology annotation, biological process: G protein-coupled receptor signaling pathway.
AUAACCUUAAUGGAUGAUGAAUUAAAUGUAACAUAUUUAACUUUUGGUGGGCAUGUCGAAGUGGACAAAUAUAGAUAUGUUUAUUUUUUCAUCAUAUUUACAGUUUAUAUUCUAAUAAUCUGCAGUAAUUGUACUAUUGUGUAUCUUGUUUGGAUUCAUGAAGACCUCCACGAGCCUAUGUACAUUUUCAUUGCAGCUUUAUUACUGAACUCUGUUCUUUUCAGCACUGCCAUUUACCCAAAGCUUUUAACUGACUUUUUAUCUGAAGAACAGAUCAUAUCCUACUCAGCCUGUCUCUUUCAAUUUCAAAUAUUUUACUCUUUAGGUGGUGCAGAAUUCCUACUCUUGGCAGUCAUGGCCUAUGACAGGUAUGUGUCUAUCUGUAAACCUCUGCAAUAUCCAACUAUCAUGAACAAAACAACCAUCAGUAUUUUCUUGGUUGUAGCUUGGCUUCUCCCUGCUUGUCAGCUUACAGUGCCAACUGUACUGACUGCCAAUGAAGAACUUUGCAGCUUUAUUUUAAAUGGAAUCUUUUGCAACAAUGCAGUUUACAAAAUUCAAUGUGUGAUCUCCAGAGCACGUAUUAUUCGUGAUAUGAUCAUACUGCUUAAUGUUGCACUCCUUCCUGUUCUCUUUAUACUUUUCACAUACACCAGGAUACUUAUAAUAUCUUAUAGAAGCAGCAGAGAAGUCAAGAAAAAAGCUGCACAGACCUGUUUACCUCACUUAAUAGUUUUGAUAAACUAUUCCUGUUUGUGUACAUAUGAUGUUAUUAUUGUCGGACUGGAAUUAGAUCUUCCAAAGAUUGUAAACUUAAUAAUGACUUUACAAGUGAUUUUGUAUCAUCCUCUCUUUAAUCCAAUCAUGUAUGGAAUGAAAAUGAAAGAAAUCUCUAAACAUCUCAAGAGGUUGUUCUGCCAGACCAAAACAAACUAA